AUGAAUAUGUUGGAUGAUGAAGAUGACCAAAGCUUUCACGCUACGCGUGACGGCUACUCCCAUUUGAGCGAUGUCGAAUGGGAUGCGGUUGAACGAAUGGGUUCGACCAUGGGCAUCCAUGCUGUUAGCGUCAUGCUAGAGGCUCUCAAUAGAGAUGCCCAACAUGCUACUAUCGCCAAGUUCAUUCAAAAUGAACUUGACGCAGAACGCGAGAAAGUAGCCUUGCUUCACCAACAAGGUUCUCAACAAGCAGAGUUGUUGAGAGAACAAGGUGCUCAACAGUUUGAACUGUUGAGACAGCAGCAGGCUGCUGCUGGCGGGUCGAUGCACUCGCGUCGGCCCGAGACUUUGAAGAUUGACAUCUCAAAGUAUAGGGGUGUCGAAGAAGACUCCCUCUUGAGAUGGUUCGUCGAAUUGGAUGACGCCAUAAGGGCGCGUCGCAUCGACGACGGGGAUAUGCAAGUUGCAUUUGCCCAGUCAAAUCUGGCAGGACGUGCCAAGACUUGGGCACUGGGGCUCAAGCUGCACGACCCAUAUGCGUUUGGGUCGUUGGAAGUCUUCAAGUCGCGGCUCAGACAAACGUUUGAACCGCCUAGAGCUGAGUUCAGAGCUCGAACCGAACUCUUGAAGCUCAAGCAGGGUAAGCGUGAUGUGCACGCUUACGCUCAACAUAUACGACAUCUCACGAGUUGUAUAAGUUCCAAUCCGGUGGAUGAACACACGUUGGUUUCGGUGUUCAUGCAGGGUCUUGCGGAUGGUCCCGUCAAGACUCACCUGUUCCGGCUUGAACUAGAUUCACUAGAACAAGCCAUUUCAAUUGCGGAGCAGGAAGACUUCAGUCUGAGACAGGCUCGCGCCAGCUCGACAUCAUAUCGUCAACCGAGACGAUAUGACAACGGAGGUCCAGAGCCGAUGGAACUCUGUUAUGUAGAGAGCGAGAAGGCUCGCUCUACAGGCUACAAGAAGUUGCAGAGAUGCAACAGAUGUCAAAAGACAGGACACUACGCUUACGAGUGUAGUGCCCCUCGUCCAGUGUCUCGCGACACUGGGCGUAGUGACCGUCCACCCAUGAGAAAGGGGCAGGGACGAGGGUCCGCAGUUGGUGCAAAGACGCAACAACGGGAUGGACCGUCAAAAAACGGACAGGAUCAGUAG
Peronospora matthiolae is the source of this 1155-nucleotide messenger RNA. NCBI's taxonomy places the organism in Eukaryota, Oomycota, Peronosporomycetes, Peronosporales, Peronosporaceae. The record is from the annotation of a GenBank genome assembly.